Vitrella brassicaformis is the source of this 2026-nucleotide messenger RNA. The record is from the annotation of a GenBank genome assembly. Lineage: Eukaryota; Vitrellaceae.
CUCACCGCCCGCUCGGCUCCACACUCACGGCAGGUUGGUGCCGACGCCCCUGGCCUUCUUCCGCCAGUCGGCGGUGAGCUCGGCGACGUCCCAGUACGCCUCGCUGAGCAUGUCAGAGUAGGGCUCAAGCUUGGGAGGGUAGCCGGCCUCUUCGGUGUGCUCUUUCUUGAGCUCGUGCAGGGCCUUGGGGGCGUGGUAGUGGUGCAUGGCGGUCAGCGCCUUGAGCAGCGCCACGUGGAUGGUGGUACGGGCAAGGGCCUGGACGGCUGUGACGAUGACGGGCUUGAGUGGCUUGCCACGCGACAGGCUGAAGCAGGGCGGCACGGUUACGGUGGGGGUGAUGGCCUGGCCCUGGCUGGUGAGGGUGGCGAUGGCGGCCCGGGCGAGGGUGACCUCCACCAGGUUGGGCGCGUCGAUGCCACGGAACUCUGCAGCCAAUAGGGACACACAAAAGACAACAGAGAUACACCGUGGCUGGAGAGUGAGUGUGUCAUGCUGUCUGCGUGCUGUCUUCUUACUCAUGAUCUCUAUGGCGUAGAAGGGACCGCUCAGCAUCAGCGUCAUCCAUCCCGUCCCCUCUCCGUCACACCGCCAUCGCUCGUUGGGUGCGGGCAGGCGGACCGCCACGGCCUCGCUGGGGUCGACGUAGCCCCUUGACAGCAGGCGGGGCGCGCCGAGCUGGCCUUCGAGGCGAUGCAGCAGCUGUGCUUCGUCCUCGAUGCCCAUAAGCCGCUGCACCUUCUCCAUCUCGUCGGCGAUGAGGGCCUCUGGCACCUGGAGGGCCCGCAGCAGGCGAUCUGGGGCCACGAACUUCACCAGGACCUCCGUCCCUCUCAGUGUCGCCCUCAGCGACACCGACCGGUCGUUAAAGAAGUAGGUGGUGGUGAAGUGGUGCUCCCCGAGGGCGAUCUUCUUGCUGCUGCGGGGCUGCUGGACGGGUGCGGGUGUGGUUGCUGGCUGCGCGGGCUGGCUGGCGUGCUGCUGCUCCUCCUCCCUGCCCUCGUCGUCCUCUGCGUCCUCCUGCUGUGGGGUAGGCGGUGCAGCAACCGCCUCCAUGCGGCCCUCCUCCUCUUCGUUGUCCUCUGCCCUCUCCCUGUCCUCUCCCUCCUGCUGCGGCGAUGGCGCCAGUCCUCCUCGUCCAGCAGCCGGCUCCUCGGCGUCCUCUCCUGUCGGCUCGUGAACGGCCUCCUCGCCCCGAACGUCCUUAUCCUCCUCCCUGCCCUCGGCGUCCUUAUCCUCCUCCUGCAGCUGGCUGGGUGGGGCGCGGUCGUCCUCCUCCUCGUCCUCCUCUGCCCUCUCCUGUUCCUCCUGCUGCCGCUGGUGGCUCAUGGCUGGCAUGGUGCGGCAUCUGUCCUCCUCCGCCUCCUCUCCUUCCCUCUCCCUCUCCUCCUCACGCUCCCUCCUCUCCUCCACCCUCCCCUCUCCCUCCCUGGCAUUCGACGCAGCCGGCACCUCUGUGGUGGCCAUCAGGAUGGCGGCGAUGUUGGGGCGGGCGGCCACGGCGUGGCGCUGCGGUGCUGCUGCUGUUUGUGGGGCACGGUGGGGCGCCAUGGCGGCGGCGGGCGGAACGAAACCCCAGCCAGGGGCAUGCACGGCCGACGCACCCGAUGCAGCGAUGGGAGGCGGCUGGCGGAUGUGCUGCUGCAUCAAAUGGGGCGGGGCCGGCAUGGCUGGUGGCGCAUGCGCGCCGAUGGGCGCCGCUGUCGCACCAUACUGGUCCUGCCGAGCCCGAAGGCAAGGCGGACACACGAAUGGGUUGACGCGCGUGCGCCAGGGGGCGCCACGUGUGUGCUGUGGGCGUGGCGGCUUCCGUGCUGGCGGCUUGCACCGCCUGUGAGCGGGAUGCCGCUCGAUUGGCCUGAUGGGCACUGGGGGAGGCGUCGGCCACAUGCAAGGGGGAUGUUGCUGUGGAUGCUGGUGCCGGUGGAAGGGCUGCGGCAUGUUGAGGGCGGGUGCCGCUCCAUAGACGAAGACCUGCUGCUCGCGCGCGAAAGACGGCAUCGUCGUCGUCUUCGAUGUCUUUGUG